UUGAUCCCCACGCUACUUCCUCCAUCACCCAUUUUAUUACUAUCUCGUGGAUCACUCCUGUUUCGCAGAACUGUGCCUUCGUCGAAUAAAUGUUGCUCCCGAAGAAUCGCUCUCUCCAAUAAACCAUUGAAUCGCUUGCCCCCACCAUUCUUGCUUUUACCUUCCCCUACUCCUCCUCGUCACCGAGACGCAAACCCAGUUCUGAGUCCACCUGAACGAUGACAUAGAACCCGCUCGCUCUCUCUGGUCCUGCAGAGAUCCCACAGGACUUGGAUUUCGAAGGCGUAGAUUUGGAAAGUUUCGUUGCCUUUGCUCUUUCCUAGUUGCCGAGAAUUGGUGUGACUGAUUAUUUUCUCAAGUCUUCGAGCAUCGUGUCUUCAUCUGCCAUCAAUGUUGCACCAUUGGUCAUGCCAUUAAAACCCAGGAGAGUGGCUUUGUAUGAGAUCCCCUUAAUGUUACUUCUUGUAGUAGUAGCAGGAACAACGUUGGUGGUCUCAUCAUGUGCCGUGGCAUCGUGUUCCAGAGCGCACUUCCCGAGAGAGAGAGAGAGAGAGAGAGAGAGAGAGAGGAAAUUUUCAUGUUUACCCUUCUUCCAGUCAACUAGUCAACUUGGAUCUACAUGACACUGGGCAAAGUUCACGGUCAAACUUGGGUAUUUAACCGCAGGGUAUGCUUCAAUUCAAUUAUUGUAGGGGCAAAAAUACUUUUAAGAUAUUUCAAAAACAAAAAUGUAUCUUUAUCUAUUAAAAUAAAUGAAAUUGGUUAAAUUUCAAUCGUUAAAUUUUUAAUUCAAAGGCAGGGAUGGGAUGAGGAGUAAAAAAUGAGAGAAAAGAUGACGAGAGGAUUCACACCCAGCAAGGCAGCAAUAUUGCAUACCAAUUUUUGUCUGCUAAAAUUGAGCAUGAUUCAUUGCUCUAUUAUAUCCCAUUUUCUUUAAUUGUUCAAACUUCUUUUAUUUUUUUUUUAAAAAUUUUUAGAUGAGUUGGAUCUUAGGAUAUCACUAAGAUAAAAGCUUACUUUCAGACUCAAAAAAUAUUUAUAAAUAUAUGGAUGAUUCAUUGAGAAAAUUCUUACAUUCGGAGUAAAAUUUAAGCUCAGUUAUGAAUUAAAUUCCUAUUAGUUGAAUCAACGUGUUCAAACUUCUUUUUGACUAUGCAAGGAUUCCUCAUUUCGCAAAAAGUUUUAAUGUUAACGAGUUUUGCUCCUAGGAAGUAUGAGAAUUGAUUUUGAACUCCUGAAACCAUGGAAUUUUCGUGCAAAAUUAGUCAUGUAGAGUAACGUCGGACGAAGCCUAAAAAAUAACACCAGAAGAGAUAGGACAUUGGGCACUUGUUGACUUUUCGGAUGCCCAUUUCACUGUCACGCUCAGGGGCUGCUGAUCAUGAUUGUUUAUUGACAAGACCAUAGGCUGCUCCAUGCUGAGGAAAGUGGCCCGAAAUAUCAUCAUGCUCUUUACUAAAUGAUAGGAUUUUCAUUUGUGUUGUGCCGAGUUCCUGUAUUCUCAGCUGUCAGAACAAAGCACUGUUUAUUGGUUCCCUUAUAGCUCCCGGAUCAUCAAAGCACUGUAUUGCAAUCAUGGCUUCCACUGUUUGGACUUUCAUCUCUCCAUCACUCAUCAAUGGCAAGAAAGAAUUGAGCCUCUCUUCUUUUCCUUCAUCAUCUUCAUCAUCAUUUGCAACUGUGAAGAAGUGCAAGAAGAUCGUUUCGGUUGUGGCACCACAACAGUAUGAGCGCAAGCCUUCCACCACUGGCUCAGCCAAGAAUCCCAUGACCAUGACAGAGAAGAUAGCUAGAGCUUCUGAGAAAUGUGAAGUUAAGCCAGGGGAAAAUGUGUGGGUUAAUGCUGAUAUUUUAAUGAUCAACGAUAUUACUUGUCCUGGCAUAGCUGCAACCUUCAACAAAGAGUUUCGCCCCAUAAUGAAGGUUUGGGACCGUGAAAAGAUAGUAGUUAUUCCUGAUCACUACAUAUUCACAAAUGAUGAAAGAGCACAUCGAAAUGUGGACAUUGCAAGAGAGUUCAGCUUGGACCAAAAUAUUAAGUACUUUUAUGACAUUACCGAUCGCAGCAAUUUUAGGGCCAACCCUGAUUAUAAAGGUGUUUGCCAUAUUGCUCUUGCCCAGGAAGGUCAUUGCAGACCUGGAGAGGUCUUGUUUGGCACAGAUUCUCACACCACAUCUGCUGGAGCAUUUGGCCAAUUUGCUACUGGCGUUGGUAAUACUGAUGCAGCCUUUAUAUUGGGAACGGGGAAGCUCUUACUCAAGGUUCCUCCAACUUUGAGAUUUGUGCUAGAUGGUGAAAUGCCCAGCUAUUUGCUUGCAAAGGAUUUAAUUUUGCAUAUCAUUGGUGAAAUAUCAAUGUCUGGUGCAACAUAUAAAGCCAUGGAGUUUGUGGGGACCACGAUUGAAAAUUUAAGCAUUGAAGAAAGGAUGACAAUAUGCAACAUGGUUAUAGAAGCAGGCGGCAAAAAUGGUGUUGUUCCUGCUGAUGGGACCACAUACAAAUACCUUGAGGAUAAGACAUCUGCUGCCUAUGAACCAGUUUAUAGCGAUGAGAAAGCAAGAUUUCUAAACGAGUACAGAUUUGAUGUAUCAAAGUUGGAACCGUUGGUGGCAAAGCCUCAUACUCCAGAUAACCGUGCUUUGGCAAGAGAAUGCAGAGAUGUGAAAAUUGACAGGGUCUAUAUUGGAUCAUGUACGGGUGGAAAGACUGAAGAUUUUAUGGCUGCAGCAAAAGUUUUUUUAGCUGCUGGGAAAGAAGUCGAAGUUUCCACUUUUCUUGUCCCUGCUACGCAAAAGGUUUGGAUGGACUUGUACACUGUUGAGGUACCUGGCAGUGGUGGCAAGACUUGUUCUCAGAUUUUUGAAGAAGUUGGUUGUGAUACACCUGCGAGUCCUAGUUGUGCUGCCUGUAUGGGUGGCCCAAGAGACACCUAUGGACGUUUGAAUAAACCCCUGGUUUGUGUGUCAACAACAAAUAGAAACUUUCCAGGUAGAAUGGGGCACAAGGAAGGACAGAUAUAUCUUGCUUCCCCAUACACUGCUGCAGCAUCUGCAUUAACUGGUUUUGUAACUGAUCCAAGGGACUUCUUGCAGUAAGUUAGUGAGCGUGAAGUUGGUCGUGGCUUGUUAUGCACUGAGGAUCAGGUUUUGAAUAGUUAUAAUGAUGAAUAUGUCUGGGACUUGUCAAGGAGUAAUAGUUUACUUGGAGGUUAGAGCAAGUUUAUGGUUGGAUCACACGCGUAUAAUAUAAAGAUACAUGAAUGUGUGUUGUAAUGUAUUCAUGUGUCUAUAAGAAAUAUGAUUCGUAUAGUCUGUUAGCUUAUAGGGUGUGGACACGUGGAGGGUUAUAUUGUUACCUGUUGUGACUAAUUUCAGUUAACA
Prosopis cineraria is the source of this 3381-nucleotide messenger RNA. RefSeq names its product 3-isopropylmalate dehydratase large subunit, chloroplastic-like. The record is from RefSeq and is a predicted model, not a curated record. NCBI's taxonomy places the organism in Eukaryota, Viridiplantae, Streptophyta, Magnoliopsida, Fabales, Fabaceae. The coding region runs from base 1576 to 3096 and encodes 506 amino acids. The transcript has 16 exons. Gene Ontology annotation, biological process: amino acid biosynthetic process. Gene Ontology annotation, molecular function: 4 iron, 4 sulfur cluster binding; 3-isopropylmalate dehydratase activity.